UCACAACCCCCAAGGCCCCAAUGCAUAUUACAACCCCCUUCGUCUUUUUACAUCAUCACGCACAUGUAUAAAUACAUACAGCUUAUUAUACACGCUCUUUAUUCUGACUAUUUCUCCCUUCAUUUCUUUACAAGCUGAGUACAUAACUCUCGGAUCUAAAACCGAGUCAAACCUACCGUAACUCAACUCGUUCCUCGACUCAGUACUGAAAAACACUUUUAUUUUCUCAACACGGAUCUGAGCUAUAACAGUGAGUAUGUCUUGGGCGACGGCGUCGUAUUGGUGUUAUCGGUGCACUCGUUUCGUUAGGGUUUCGUCAAGUAACGAUCAUGUUAUUUGUCCGUACUGCGACGGAGGGUUUGUAGAGGCGGUGGAUGCGGCGCCGGCGCCGGAAUCUCAGCGCCGGAGGGAGGUGUAUGGGAGGAGGAGGAGGAACGGCGGCGAUCGGUCGCCGUUUAAUCCGGUGAUUGUGCUGAGAGGCGGCGGGGAGGGUGGAGAUGGGGGAAGUUUCGAGCUUUUUUAUGAUGACGGCGCCGGAAAUGGACUCCGGCCGUUGCCGGAGACGAUGUCGGAGUUUCUGAUGGGAUCUGGAUUCGAUCGGUUGCUUGAUCAGUUGUCGCAGAUUGAAAUGAACGGGUUAGGGCGGUCGGAGCAUCCGCCUGCUUCGAAAACCGCCGUUGAAUCGAUGCCGAGAGUCGAGAUCGGUGAUCGCCACGUCAGCGGGGAGUCUCAGUGUGCUGUGUGUCAUGAAUCGUUUGUUUUAGGUUCUGAAGCGAGGGAGAUGCCGUGUAAGCAUUUGUAUCAUUCCGAUUGUAUUCUCCCGUGGCUUGCGAUGAGGAAUUCGUGCCCUGUGUGUCGAUUUGAGCUGCCUGCGGAGACGGGGAACGAGAGUGUAGAGGGGAAUGUGGAGGAUGAGGCGGUUGGAUUGACAAUUUGGAGGCUUCCUGGUGGCGGAUUCGCGGUUGGGAGGUUUGCCGGUGGACAGAGAGGUGUAGGAGGCGGAGAACGGGAGCUUCCGGUUGUUUAUACAGAAAUGGACGGCGGUUUCAAUAAUAGUAAUGGCGGUGGUGUGCCGAGGAGAGUUCAGUGGGGAUCAAGAAGUAGUAGAGUGAGGGAAGGUGGAGUUGGGAGGGCUUUCCGGAAUUUUGUGUCGUUUUUUGGGAGGUUAAGGAAUUUGAGUCAUUCUAAUUCGUUGUCUUCGAGGUCGGGGAAUCCAAUUAGCAGAAGCAGAAGUGUGUCGAGUUCAACUUCGACAUCGAGUUCAGUGUUUAGUAGAUAUGUGAGGAGGCGCCGUGAAAGGAUGGAUUUUGCGUAGAUUGAAUUAGUUAAUGUUUAUCUUUUAAGUCUUGACAGGAAAGUUUAUGUUGAAAGCUAUGUUCUUUGAUUAAAGGGAAAUGUAAAUAACAGUAGAUUUGCUGAAUUUGAGAUUACAGUUCUAAAUUUUAA
Messenger RNA from Daucus carota subsp. sativus, 1446 nucleotides. Its product is annotated as E3 ubiquitin-protein ligase RDUF2. Gene Ontology annotation, biological process: protein ubiquitination. Gene Ontology annotation, cellular component: cytoplasm. The transcript has a single exon. Gene Ontology annotation, molecular function: ubiquitin protein ligase activity. The coding region runs from base 257 to 1315 and encodes 352 amino acids. Lineage: Eukaryota; Viridiplantae; Streptophyta; Magnoliopsida; Apiales; Apiaceae. The record is from RefSeq and is a predicted model, not a curated record.